Molecule: messenger RNA, 3723 nt
Organism: Octodon degus (degu)
Lineage: Eukaryota; Metazoa; Chordata; Mammalia; Rodentia; Octodontidae
Gene: Rbbp8nl
Product: RBBP8 N-terminal like
Exons: 14
Coding region: 153-2090 (645 amino acids)
Biological process (GO): double-strand break repair via homologous recombination; DNA double-strand break processing involved in repair via single-strand annealing
Cellular component (GO): site of double-strand break
Molecular function (GO): damaged DNA binding; double-strand/single-strand DNA junction binding; flap-structured DNA binding
Source: RefSeq, a predicted model, not a curated record
CACUGCUCACUCCUACCUCCGGGUGGGAGCGCUCCGUCGGUCGGCAGACGGCCCGGAGGUCGAGGCAGGGCGAGAGGCCAUGCUGCAGCCAGGCGGGCAGUAGAGGCACGGCCAACCCAGCCCCUCAGCAGGGUGGUCAGGCUCAGGGAGCCAUGGAGAACUUCACGGAGUCACUGAACAAGCUAAAGGAGGUCCACGAGAAGGAGGUCCUGGGCCUGCAGAACAAGCUUCUGGAACUGAACUCGGAGCGGUGCCGGGAUGCCCAGCGGGUGGAGGAGCUCUUUGCCAAGAACCAACAGCUGAGGGAGCAGCAGAAAGCGCUGAAGGAGAACCUUCGAGUGCUGGAGAACAGACUGCGGGCUGGCCUCUGUGACCGCUGCAUGGUCACCCAGGAAGUGGCCAGGAAGAGGCAGCUGGAGUUCGAGAGUUCCCACCUGCAAAGCCUGCAGCGCAUCUGUGUCCUCACCAACGAGCUAACCAGGCUAAAGGAGGAGAAUAAGGCGUUGAAGGAUGAAGUGAAGCAGCUACGCAGCCUGGAGGAGCGGCCCCCACCUCUGGCCAGGGAGGGUACCGUGGACUCUCCAUCGCCUCUGUUGUUCUCCUCCCCCGGUGGCCGGAAGGCUGGCACUGAGAAGACACAGGGAGGCCGAGAAGAGGUUGAAGAAGACCAGCCAGGCGCAGGUCCUGCCGGAGAAGAGAAGUCGGUGGGCUGCAGGACAUCUCCAGCGUCCAAAGUCUCCCCAGGCAGCCACCUUCCUGAGCCACGGGCCCCAGGCAUGAGUCCCCAGUGCAUCUCCAACCAGCUGCAUGCCACAGUGGCACUGGUGCGGCCUGGGUCGCGGGCCUGCCCGGCAGACCAUGGCCCCAGCGAUGGGACAUCCCCACCCCCCAGCAGCAGCAGCCCAUCCAGUCCAGGCUUCGAGCACAGCCUCCCUCUGGACAGCCUCCUGCGGGCUUCCGGGUCCUCCGUCCCGGCCUACGAGCCCUUGACGCGCCCCCUCCAGGCCGACCGCUUCUGUGUCCUGAACCGGCCCCUGUCGCUGCAGCUGCGGAGCCCGCACAACGGCCCCCAGCCCUGGGUGCUGAAGGCAGGGGAGGCCUGGGAGGAGCCCGCCGGCCUGCUGGGGCUGCCCGGCGCGCUGCUGGGCAUGCAGGACCCGCGGCUGGAGGGGGCGCUACACCUGCUGCUGGCGCAGAGGCAGCUGUGUGCGCGGGCGCAGGCGAGCGGCCACAGCCUGAGGGGCCCGCCCCCGCUGCGGGGGACCCCGCCCUCCCUGCCCCGCGGCGGCUGGGACUCGGAGAGUCCGGAGCACGAGGUCCCCGGGCCAGCCCUGGCCACAGCGGCCCUGCCUGGUGGGCGGCACCCAUGGCCCUGCAGCUCCCCGCGCAGGGAGGCAGCAGCCACUCAGGACUACGCCCCAGACAAGCCCCUGGAUCUCUCGGACCCAGGCCGGAGCAAGGACGCUCCCAAGUCGGCCGGCCAAACCGGGUCGCUCAGCCCCAAACUCACGCACCCUUGCAGCCCCGAGCCACUGACUGGGUCCGGACCCCUACCACACAGCCCGCCGACACUCAGCAAUGGCACCGAGGGAGCCACAGAGCCGGAGACAGAGGGGCCUCCCACUCCCGUGGAGCCCUUCCAGCCACUCCUAGAGACCCGCCUCGCCCUGCUCACUUCUGCUGGGACAAGAUGCGAAGCCAGAGGAAGGUCAAGGCCAGCGCCCCCCCAACAGAGCCCGCAGCCUGCCACGCCCCCAGAGCCCAGACAGGCUGGAGUGCAAAGGCUGGAGUCAGAGGAACUGGAUGAGUCCGACAUCUCCGACAGUGAGGUGAGCCCACACUCCAAGACAGGGGCCAAGCUGAGCACACCAGGGGAGGAACACAGGUGCUUCUGCCCCCGGGACCCCCAGCAAGGUCAGCAGCAGAAGAGGAAGCAGGCCUUGGACACUACAAGCAAAGCCUCCAAGAAGCCAUGCCGAGGGAGAAGGAGAGCAAGGGAGCUCGUGCUAACAGCUGAGGGGCCCAGCAGCCCAAGGGAUGCCAAAGACUGCAGUCCUUCAUCUGGCAACAGUGAUCCUGAGGAGACCUAGCCAGCCUAGGUGACUUUCCACCCACCAGUAGACCACCAUGCCACAGCAGGUGGCCCUGCAUUCUGGCCCAAAUCCAGAGGGGUCCUGGAAGUGCCACCAUCUCAGAGAAACCCUGCCAGCCCUGCCCCCACACUCAGAACAGCACCUGCUCCCUGGGGAAGAAGAGAGGGGUGGAAGGCAGGGGCUGCCUGGGCCAGGCCAGUGCACCCUGCUGUCUUUCCUGGAUGAAAUUCACCCUCCCAGACUUGGAGCUGAGCAGGGUUGACCCUUUCCCCAGGGUUGUGGCUACUGGGAGCAGUCUCAGGCGCCCCCUUGUGGCAUCCAGGCAAGGAAGCCUCUAGCAGCGCUGGUGGAGGGAUGCCAGGUGGCCUCCCAAACAAGGUGUGCUCCUAAAUCUACUGCCUAGAAAGCUUUGAGAAUAAAACCAAAGGAAGAUGAUGUCUGCCCCUGACAGUGCCAAGCCACCUCUACCAUCCCAGCAUGUGACUCAGGAGGAUCCCAACCACCUGGGGCCUGGAGGGCAAAAACCCAGACCUUCUGGAUUUGCAGAGCAUGGAGGGGAGCCGGUGACAAGGCCCUAGAGGACAGAACAGCACAUGCAUCUGCCUGAAAGAUUGCCCUUCUCACCCACAAGCCCAAGCCCUGGCUGUGCCAGCCAGCGGGGCAGCCCCAAGGCAGCUCACCUGGGGUCCUACCAGUAGCACCCAGGGGUGCCCUGCUACUUGAGGAGACAUCUUAGUGACUCUGCACUCUUCCAGGGGAGCUUACAGGUCAGAGGUCUGGGCCCCAUUGGACCCACUGAACCAGGAUGUGCAGGUGUUCGCAGUGGUACCCCCAGGUGAUUCUCCUACAUGUAAAGCUGAAAGCUGCCCCUUCCCAGGCAGAGAGAGGCACUGAGACCUUAGAGUGACUCCAAGGCUUGUGAACAAGCAGAAGGGUCAGUGUUCCACAGGAGGGGACGCUUGGGAGAACUGGCCCCAGGGAGGUCAAGGAAGAUGGCACCAGAAAUUCAAACUUGGCUUUUAAGACAUGAUAGGAGUGUGUCAAGCAGGCAAAAAGUAAAUAUAGUCCAGAAGGUUUGCUAAAAUCAGAACUCUGGCAGAAAAAGUGGGGAAUCCCCAUGCUCUUUGGCUGGAGAGGGGGGAGCAGCAGCGAGCCCUCCUCUCUAGAUAGUGUAGCAGCUUAGCAAGACCCAGUCUCAGAAAAUAGAAGGGCUGAGGACGCAUCUCAGUGCGGAGGGCUCAACCCUGGCACCACAGGCAGAAACAGGCCACGUGGAGGGCGCCCGGGAUGCUGGGGGAGGCUGGGGAAGGAAAUAAGCAGGAGCCACACUGCCUGCCCUUCAGCAUCCAGAGUGCUGCACUCCACAGUGAGAUUAAAGAAAGCUGAGGACUGCAAUGGUGGUGGGCUACUGGGCAGGCUGAGGCCGGAGGCCCAGCAGGAGUCUGAAGGACACCACAGGGUCAGCAGGGGCCUGAACCUCACAUGCCAGUGGGAUGGCAGGACAUGGGGCAUGUGGAGUGAGGCCUGGGUGUCGUGGGCCACAGGUCCACUUUGCUGACCACAGCCUGUCUGCCUGCAGCCCAAGAAGCCCAAGGGUCCCACGCGAUAGGAAAGUCUGGGUGUGUGUGUG